This is a messenger RNA of Staurois parvus, 405 nucleotides long. The record is from the annotation of a GenBank genome assembly. Lineage: Eukaryota; Metazoa; Chordata; Amphibia; Anura; Ranidae.
UGCCACCUGUCAGUGUCCAUCAGUGCCACAUCAAUGCCACAUAUCAGUGCCCAUCUGAGCUGCCUUUCAGUGUCACCCAUCAGUGCCAGUCAGUGCCACCUAUCAGUGCUGCCAAUCAGUGCCACCUAUCAGUGCCAGUCAGUGCCGCCUAUCAGUGCCAGUCAGUGCCGCCUAUCAGUGCCCGUCAUGCCACCGAACAGUGCCAGUCAGUGCCGCCUAUCAGUGCCGCCUAUCAGUGCCAUAUAUGAGUGCUGCCUUUCAGUGCCCAUCAGUGAUGCCUGUCAAUGCCUAUCAGUGCCACCUACCAGUGUCUCCUCAUCAGUGCCCAUCAGUGCCACCUAUCAGUGUCCAUCAGUGCAGCCUAUCAGUGCCCAUCACUGCAGCCUCAUUAGCGCACAUCAGUGA